UUCUGAAAGUCCAGGCCGGAUGUUGCCGCGGUGCGUUGUGGGUGACCUGACCCCGCAUCGUUUCCUGCUUCCCGCCGCUCCCUGCCAGGCUCAGCAGAACCGAGCCGGAACCAGCGCGCGAGCAGGGCGCCUGCGCGCGCGGGACGAUGGCGAAGACGUACGACUACCUGUUCAAGCUGCUGCUGAUCGGGGACAGCGGCGUGGGGAAGACGUGCCUCCUGUUCCGCUUCAGCGAGGACGCCUUCAACACCACCUUCAUCUCCACCAUCGGAAUCGACUUCAAAAUCCGGACGGUGGACUUGGAAGGGAAGAAGAUCAAGCUUCAGAUCUGGGACACAGCUGGUCAGGAACGCUUCAGAACCAUCACAACAGCCUAUUACAGAGGAGCUAUGGGCAUCAUGCUCGUUUAUGACAUCACCAACGAGAAGUCGUUUGACAACAUCAGGAACUGGAUACGCAACAUCGAGGAGCACGCCUCAGCAGACGUGGAGAGGAUGGUUCUGGGGAACAAGUGUGACAUGAACGACAAAAGACAAGUGUCCAAGGAGAGAGGCGAGAAGCUCGCCAUCGACUACGGCAUCAAGUUUCUGGAGACCAGCGCGAAGAGCAGCAUCAACGUGGAGGAGGCCUUCCUCACCCUCGCCAGAGACAUCAUGAGCCGCCUGAACAGGAAGAUGCAAAACGACAACCCGGCAGGUGGGGGCGGAGCCAUCCAGAUCAAAGAAUCCCGCCCCAAGAAGAGCCUGUUCAAGUGUCUGCUGCUGUAGGCGGAGCCUCCUGCAGCACCUGCCACCAUGAAGGAGCCCACUGCCCCUCCCACCGUUCUGCUGGACAGAUUCACCGGGAGGUGACGCUGGCGAGUGGGCGGGACCGGGACUGAGUGCCCGGUUCUGGUCUUUGUGCUCUGAAACUGACGUCCCCGAUCUCACCUGAAAGUCUUAACCACCUGCAAACACCGCAGCAUUACCGAACAAAGAUACGGACGCUUUUUUCUUUGGCUCCUCCCACUUCAUCUCCCCGAAAGUCGAGCAAUCAGAAGCAGGAGUGCAGGUGCUGCUUCAGAGCUGACUCCGCCUCUGAAAGGCCUGCAGACUUACCUGGAUCAGGUGCAGGAGACCCGCCCUCUGAGGCGUGAUUCAUUAGGAGAAAAACAACCUGAGGAUCAACAUUUAACGGCAGGAAAUUCUAAACUAAAAGUUUUGUUGAUUUGAAGUAGAUCUAAAGUGUCGACUGAAGCAGCACUUCAUGUUCCUGCAGAAAUCUUGGCUCAGAAACUUGAAUACUUUUGUAGGUGGAGUUAUAGUCUGACAGAAGGGGAGGAGCCUAUAACUUGAAUUUUUUUGGCUUUGUUUUCUGCCUGAAUCUGCAUGUUAAAGAAACGCCACAGAAAGUUUUUGAUCCUUUUGAUGCUUUUAUUUUAGUGGCCUUUAUUUUGAAACUUCCAGAGGAAGUUGUUGGGGUCGACCCAGAGACCCGCUGACCUUACAGCGUUCCUCUGGUUCUGGGACCUGCAGAACCUUUCACUGUGACCAAAGAGCCGUCAGGAACUAAAGUCAAAACGUAUUUAAACAUCCUUAUAGAGUUUUUAAAGAGUAUUUUUCUGUAUUAGAGUUUACAUGUUCCAUUUACAACCAUGUUCUGUCAUAAGGGCGGGAAACCUUAGCAUGGUGAAGCACUCUCCUGUCUGCAGGAGGAAACAGUCGAUGCAAAAACAACCACUUUGUUACUGAGAAGUUCUGAUCCUCCUUUCACUGAAGUUCUCUUUAUUUUUUACUUCAAAAUAAAAGCUUUUUCCUCAUUAACUUUGUUUUGACAUGAAAACUUCCAAUAAACGUCUUUUAUAUUUGA
Messenger RNA from Oryzias melastigma (Indian medaka), 1848 nucleotides. It is a transcript of the gene rab8b, whose product is annotated as RAB8B, member RAS oncogene family. Bases 147 to 767 code for a protein of 206 amino acids. The record is from RefSeq and is a predicted model, not a curated record. Gene Ontology annotation, molecular function: GTP binding; GTPase activity. Gene Ontology annotation, biological process: cellular response to insulin stimulus; protein localization to plasma membrane; regulation of exocytosis. The transcript is spliced from 8 exons. Gene Ontology annotation, cellular component: synaptic vesicle; endosome; trans-Golgi network transport vesicle. NCBI's taxonomy places the organism in Eukaryota, Metazoa, Chordata, Actinopteri, Beloniformes, Adrianichthyidae.